CGGCCAAACAUUUGGCGGCUUUUACAAAACGAUCGUCAUGAAAAAUCAUAUUAAAAACACAAAUAGACCGCUAGUCGUGACUCGUAUGUGUGUUCAUGAUGCCGAAGAAGAGGACCAAGUCGGGAAAAGGUACCAAAAGGAAAGUGCACAGUGAUGACAUCCCUCCAUCCACGAGCCUCCCCCCGUUAGUGGAUGGUCAGGUCCGGUGUUCACUGAAAGUCACUGUAAGUAAAGUCAUCUGGACUGUACCAACUCCUCCGGAGGUAGGCUACGUCAGACUCAAGUGGUGGGGAGAACAGACAGAUGGCAAUAUUUUCAGGCCACUUGAUGUGAAGAAUCCCAAGAAGGAUGUUGUGAAGUCUACCUGCAGAUAUCCCAUCAGAUGUGGACCCAAACAGUUCUCAGCUUACCUCAAUGAUAUGGCAUCCAUGGUUUUAGAAGUCCUCAGCGGUCCUGACCAGGUGCCUGUUGGACGGGCACAAAUAAACCAGAUAGGUCAGCUGGGACCCAACAGGCCCAUCAAUGGGUUCUUUUCUGUGUAUUCACCAGAGCCAGCCAAGAUUGGAGAACUUCACGUGUCUCUCAUGUUAGAGUCUUUGUUAGCCACCUACGAUAGUUCAGGAUCAGUCCCUACUACAGACAUGAGUGUGGAUAGCCUGGACCCAGGCCAGCUGUCAGGCACACACCGGCCCUCCACUGCCCCUCAGCCCAUCCCAAAGUCUGUCCUAGCUGGGUCUAGUGACGACCCCUUCACUUCUCCAGCAGUGGGACAUGUGAGAUCUGCCACCCUACCGUCCGUUGUCCCUCGCUCAGCACACAGCUCGGGUGAGGAGGUGCGGACACCCCAGGGGGUAGACUCCCAGCUGUACAGGAGAACUCCCAGUCAGACUGUCCCUGGUCAUGACAGGGAUGGGAACACAGUGUCACAGCAGGGGCUGGGAGAGAAUAGACAACCUAGAGAGGAGACUGGGAGUGGGACUUCUCUCAGUGAUGGGUCCAAAGUCGAUGACAGCAAUAUUAAAGCUCCCAUCCCAGGAGACCUGAUCUCAGAGCUGCUGGACCGCGGCACCAGACUGAGGGAUGCCAUGGUUAAGGCACAGGUACAGACAGAGGUGGAUCUCAUCAACACAAACAAACAACAACAACAACAAAUACCGGACAGUGUGGAGGACCAUAAAGGGGCUGUAUCAGAAAGGUAA
Molecule: messenger RNA, 1199 nt
Organism: Branchiostoma belcheri (Belcher's lancelet)
Lineage: Eukaryota; Metazoa; Chordata; Leptocardii; Amphioxiformes; Branchiostomatidae
Product: C2 domain-containing protein 3-like
Exons: 9
Coding region: 96-1199 (367 amino acids)
Biological process (GO): centriole elongation; cilium assembly
Cellular component (GO): centriole; centriolar satellite
Source: RefSeq, a predicted model, not a curated record